Molecule: messenger RNA, 425 nt
Organism: Diachasma alloeum
Lineage: Eukaryota; Metazoa; Arthropoda; Insecta; Hymenoptera; Braconidae
Exons: 2
Coding region: 27-425 (132 amino acids)
Source: RefSeq, a predicted model, not a curated record
GACCGUUACAGACACAACAAUUCAAUAUGUUCAAAUUGGUGGUUCUCUCUGCGAUUGUUGCAGUGGCAACAGCUCGCCCAGGGCUUCUCUCCUCUCCCCUUUACAGUGCACUUGUGGGAGAGAAGACAAUUGAAAGUCACGGCAAUUCGGUCGUUCACAGUGCAGUGCCCGUUGUCCACAGCUACGAAGCAGCCCCAGUAGUUUUGGCACAUGAGCCACUCAUCGCCGAGAAAACUGUCUCCAGUCACGGACACAGCAUCGUGCACGAAUCAGCCCCAGUGAUUCACAUCUACGAAGCAGCCCCAGUAGUUUUGGCGCAUGAGCCACUCAUCGUCGCGAAAUCUGUCUCCAGCCACGACCACAGCAUCGUGCACGAAUCGCCUGUCCUGGCACAUACAGUUCACAUUGACGAAUCCCACUGGUAG